AUGGGUCUGAGGGUGGAGAACUCGUUAUCAACAUAUGAACCUCAUUGCUGCGUGGUCGUCUACUCGAUCGUGGACCGCAACACGUUCCGCGUCACCGAGGAGAUCCUCAACUAUCUGUGGUCGGAGAACUACACCAAGGAGAAGGCGGUCAUCAUCGCGGCCAACAAGUCCGACCUGGCCCGGUCCCGGGCAAUCAGCACCUCUGAGGGGAAACAGUUAGCCACCUCGCGGGAGGCGAAAUUCAUCGAAACGUCCAGCGGAAUCCAGCACAACGUGGACGAACUGCUCGUGGGUGUGCUGAAACAGAUCCGCCUCAAGGAGCAGCGCGAGAAGCGCGCCAGUGCCACCAACCUGCGUAACUCGCGCACCCAGAUGUCGCUGCACAUCGCCAAAGAGAUCCUGCACAAGAUCUGCCUCACCGACAUCACCAAGUCGAAGAGCUGUGAAAACCUGCACGUGCUGUAAAUCGAAUUUAUCCUUCCCAUAGGAAAAUUCCGAAUUCUCCCUUCCGAACUUUGCCAUAUCAUGAAAAACGCGCUAAGAGUUGAGACUUUUCAAAAGUAAGAAGAAUAUUGCCAAAUCAAACAGGUAUAAACCACAUUAAGGGGGUUUCCAUUUGCAAAGAAGCGAGUUUUUAGUGAACGUGUAAACCUAGUUAGAUUCACUCCAAAUCAAACCACGCGGGCACUGUCUCUCGCACAAAAAAAGCUCACACACGUGGGGUGGGGAAGUGGGAAAAAGUCGUAAACCUACAUAACCUAAUAUCAUCGCCACACGAGACGACGACGGCGAAGAAGCGCGCGAACGUAAGUACGAGUCGUAAAUCGAGUAGAAAACGUUUAACGUGCAGGGGUUUUAGCGCAAAGAAAAAAAAAAGAGAUGAGAUUUAUUCGCAUCAACCACACUUCUAAGUAAAAAACGAAAGGCCCACAAAUUAUAUUACCCUUCCUAGUCGUAAAAUUUGCAAAGAAGCCCCGAGUGAAAUCUAAUUAGUCAGUAAUAACACAGUUUGUUAAUUUUUCGAACACUCUGAAUUUAUUGAUCAGGGUAAAUUUUAUCUCCGAACAGUGAUCAAAAUCUUUAUCAUGUAAAAUUAUAUCAAUUUAAACCAAACAAAACAUGUUUUUGUUAAAUUAACAAGCCGUGUUCCUACUGUCCCAACAUCAUUUUGCUCGGGGUUAAACGUGCUCAAAACAUGCAGGAAAGACCUGUGCCAAACUUGACCCCUCAGACUGAACCUGGCGUGUACGCAAACACACACUCUUAUUUGUCCUCUUCGGUUCCGAACCGGUGGACAACCCCCUCUCCUCCCAUGUGACCCUCCCUCCCACCCCCGCCAAGUUCCCUGGCGAAACAAAACCUGUUGCUGACGGCGGUGGCCUUUUUGGUGUGUGUUGCUAAAGUUGUUGUUGUUGCCGUUGCCGUUUGUUGAGUGUUGUUGAUAGGACCCGGACCGCGCCGCGUCUUGUACAUAUGUUUGUGUUCCCUUGACAUUCACCUUUCUUCGAUGAUGCUCGAUUGAAAAAAAAACCCGCGCAGGGCCACUUUCGAGUGCGUGGCCAUGUGUGUAGCUAGAUGCCCUCAAGGGAUCGAGGGCGGGGAGGGUUGUUUGGCAAGUUUCACUUGAGAGUCUUUUUUUGGAUCGAAAACAGCUAAACAACAAUCCCUGUUACCUUUGAGAUCUGCAAAUUCGCUCAGCAAACUAGCUUAGAUUAGGCACUGCUCCCGAGAAAUCGCAUACGUAUUAAUGGAAGAAACGCUUCCCACCGAUUAAUAUUGCAAGUUAAUGACAACUCAAACGCUUUCAACUGUUUUCUCUAAUAGUUAUGUGCUCUUUCAGUUGCGUGUGAUGAGUAGCUAAUAAUAACAAUAAGUAUUAUAAGUGCAGCUGGAAAUGUUUGCCAAACGUUAUACAUAAGUUGGCUAUUAAAAAAGAAUAUAUAUCCUAUUGAUAGCACUGUUGAUUCUAAAGAAAAGGAAAUGGCGAUAAAUAAUUGCGCAUAUAAAUAUAUUUAAAUUACGUAUUAUGUAAGACUGGAGACAAUGAAACCCAUAUAUCAAAAAGGGGAAACAGAAAAAAAUGCAGACAGCAGUAGGCGACGACGACGCGACGCGACGAAACUUAACCUUAAUCGGCCUACUACUAGUAGUGGAUGUUUUCGAUGUUGUUUUAAGGAGGUAUUACACUGCAUUAUGCUUUGUUUUUAAAACAGAAAAAAAAACUCAGUUGACAAUUGAGCAGCU
Molecule: messenger RNA, 2244 nt
Organism: Culex pipiens pallens (northern house mosquito)
Lineage: Eukaryota; Metazoa; Arthropoda; Insecta; Diptera; Culicidae
Product: GTP-binding protein GEM-like
Exons: 4
Coding region: 1-465 (154 amino acids)
Cellular component (GO): plasma membrane
Molecular function (GO): GTP binding; GTPase activity; calcium channel regulator activity
Source: RefSeq, a predicted model, not a curated record